AGCGGGUGAAUACGUUUCGAAUUGAAAGUGCCCGCAGUACUGCCAGUACGUUCGGCGACUCCACAUCGAAACCGCCCGUAAUCCGCAGUAGUACUGCGUGCAGUUUUCAACACGAUUCGAAGAAAGUGCUCCGACAUGUGCCUGCUUCCUGCUGUUUCCGUUGUUGUCGCGUUAGCCGUUUGUCGAAUCGGUGUUACUGCUGAGGAGGAUCAAUUGCAGGCGAACCCCGUCGAUUCGAGCGACCAGCGUCAGGCCAGCCAGAACUACUACUAUCCGACCUAUCGCAAUCAACCCUUGGGGCAUUCGAGACCUUACUACUCGCAAUUCGCCCAGCAGGAAGGCGCUUACAGCCAACGACCCUACCUAAACAACUACGAUCAAUCAGCUAGAUUCAGCGGUUACAAGGACGUCAAUCCUUACAAGACCGAGCAAUCGAGCGGGGCGCUGGGCUCGGGAAAUUUCGGCGUCAUACCCGGCGGAACGUUCUACGGAGACAACGACGAGAACACCAAUUUCGCCGAUUACAAUUCCUACUAUCGCAACGGCCACGGAAGGCCCCAAUACUACUUCGCCGCCUCGAAUCCCAAGCCCUACACGCAGGAGCAGUUCGCCGAUUUCCGCGACUUCGCCGACAUCAACACGCCCCAGUACUCGCACUACGUCGUGGUGUACGCCCCGAAGAAGAAGAACGCUGAGGAAGAUGCCGAAGAAGCUAACACCAACGCUAACACCAACAAACCGGUACCCAGGAAUAUCAUCGAGAGCCUGACUCUGUUGGACUCGCAAACGCCAUCGACUGUGGAGAAGAAACUGUCGAAAUCGAAGCGAAAACUCGCUCAGUUACAGCCCGAGAAGAAGCACCUGCAGAAGAAGCGAAGCAGAGACUUCGACGAGCCGCUGCUGGCGCUUAGCUAAUUUCGAAUUUGUGGUUUCGCUGCGAUUUUCCGCGGGAUUUUUGUACAUAGUUUCUUCGCAUCGAAUGUUCGUUUUUAAAGCAACCGUCUGUACGAAGGUGCAGCCUCUCCAAUAUACCGGAAUAAUUGAACGGGAGGGAGUAUAUUAUUUGACGUACAGUGACUUUGGACCUACCUCGUAGAUGCGAUUGGUCGAACAUGAAUUAAUAAGUUUAAAUUCGAAUAAAAUCG
This is a messenger RNA of Phyllotreta striolata, 1145 nucleotides long. The record is from the annotation of a GenBank genome assembly. NCBI's taxonomy places the organism in Eukaryota, Metazoa, Arthropoda, Insecta, Coleoptera, Chrysomelidae.